Molecule: messenger RNA, 1225 nt
Organism: Nanorana parkeri
Lineage: Eukaryota; Metazoa; Chordata; Amphibia; Anura; Dicroglossidae
Product: aminoacylase-1A-like
Exons: 14
Coding region: 1-1224 (407 amino acids)
Biological process (GO): amino acid metabolic process
Cellular component (GO): cytoplasm
Molecular function (GO): aminoacylase activity
Source: RefSeq, a predicted model, not a curated record
AUGACGGACCCGACGGAGAACCCGGCGACCGCGCGCUUCCAGGAGUACCUGAGGAUCCGCAGCAUCCAUCCCGAGCCCGACUAUGAUGGAAUCAGACGCUUCCUGUUCAAGAUGGCGGAAGAGAUCGGCCUGGAGAGCAGAACGCUGGAGUUUGUUCCAGGAAAGCCGAUCUUCAUCCUCACCUGGCCGGGGACGCAGCCUCACCUCAAGUCCGUCAUCCUGAAUUCUCAUACAGAUGUGGUUCCCGUGUUUGAGGAAUUCUGGACGUUUCCUCCGUUCUCGGCCCACAAAGAUGAAGAUGGGAACAUCUACGCAAGAGGGACCCAGGACAUGAAAUCCGUCACUAUCCAGUAUCUGGAAGCUGUGCGUCAGCUGAAGGCUGAGGGGGUUCGGUUCCCGCGUACCAUCCACCUGACCAUGGUCCCAGACGAAGAGAUUGGGGGUCACACCGGGAUGGAAAUCUUUGCGGAACACCCCGAAUUCCGAGCACUGAACCCCGGAAUUACCCUCGAUGAAGGUCUGGCGAACCCCUCGGAUGAGUUCAGCGUGUUCUAUGGAGAGAAGUGUGUGUGGUGGAUAACCGUCCAUUGCAGAGGAGACCCCGGACACGGCUCCCGGUUCAUAGAGAACACCGCCGCCUCCAAACUCCAUUCCGUCAUUAACCGUUUCCUGGAACUGAGAGAGAAGGAGAAGAGGAGAUUGCAGUCCAGUCCCGGCCUCACACUCGGAGACGUCACCACCGUCAACAUGACCAAAGUGAACGGAGGGGUCUCCUGCAAUGUGAUUCCCACCGAAAUGUCGGCGACCUUUGACCUCCGCAUCCCUCCGACCGUCAACUUACAGGAGUUUGAGUCCCAGAUCGAGGGAUGGUGCCGUGGUGCUGGUGAUCAGGUGACCUGGGAGUACCACCAGAAAUGUAUGAAUGAGAGGAUCACAACCCCGGAUGACAGCAACCCUUGGUGGAAAGCGUUCAGCGACCCCUGCAAGGAGCUGGGUUUGAAGCUGAAGCCGGAGAUCUUUCCCGCGGCCACUGACAGCCGUUACGUUCGGACGGCCGGUUACAAUGCCCUCGGCUUCUCCCCCAUGAACAACACCCCCAUCUUGCUGCACGAUCACAAUGAGUAUCUGAACGAGGGCGUCUUCCUGCGCGGGAUCGAGAUCUAUAAACGCAUCAUCCCGUCUCUGGCCGCCGUCGCCCCGCUGGACGGGGAACAGGAACACUAGA